Molecule: messenger RNA, 3615 nt
Organism: Mercenaria mercenaria
Lineage: Eukaryota; Metazoa; Mollusca; Bivalvia; Venerida; Veneridae
Product: neurogenic locus notch homolog protein 1-like
Exons: 34
Coding region: 145-3615 (1156 amino acids)
Biological process (GO): heterophilic cell-cell adhesion; establishment or maintenance of epithelial cell apical/basal polarity
Cellular component (GO): plasma membrane; protein-containing complex
Molecular function (GO): calcium ion binding
Source: RefSeq, a predicted model, not a curated record
AUAUUAAGUAUAUUUGCAUAUAUUCGUAUGUAAUAUUAACUACACAUGUAUGUUUUAUUUGAACAUCAUAAGAUAAGAUAAAAGUGAGCAAGGUGCCAUUUAACAGACGGUCUAUCACAGUAGAAUUGCGAAUAGGACGGCGCCAUGAUAAAAGUGAUCAUGCUUUUGCUUCUGUUGUUAUAUCCUUCUACAACAUCAGCUCUUCAAUGUCUAAGCUGCCAGAAUGUUUCUGACAAACGGGAUUGCCACAAUCUUAUGUUUUGUGGUGCACACCAGGAAUGCUACACUAACCGUGUUAUUGAUGGCAGUGGAAGAAAUCUCUACAAUUUAGGAUGUGUAGAUCAAUAUGCAUGCAGUCAACUUUCCCAAAGUGGACUUGGGAGGAGGGAAAUGCAUUCUACAUAUUCUGAUAUCGAAUUCUCAAAUUUUGAUCACAAACGCAGUGUUAUAACUACCUGUUUUCAAUGCUGCAAUAGCUCUGACGGAUGUAACUUAAACACUUGUGGAAUAGCUCUUAGUCCAUGUGCAACAAAUCCCUGCGUUCAUGGCACAUGCUCUGACCAAAGCAACAAUGAUUUCCGAUGCUCAUGUCACAACGGAUAUAUUGGUCGACUUUGCGACUUUCAAUUUACAGAAAUAUCACCUUGUGCGAGCAAUCCAUGUGUCCACGGAUCAUGCACUAAUCAAGGGAGCGGAUAUAGCUGCAUGUGUGACUCGGGCUAUACCGGAACUAAUUGUGACCAAGCAAAUCCUUGUUCAUCAAACCCGUGCGUUCAUGGUUUAUGUUCAGUCUCAGGAACAGCGGCAAAGUGCACGUGCUCUGUGGGAUAUAUUGGCACGCUGUGUGACAGACGGGACCCCUGUUCAGCAUCACCAUGUGUCCAUGGAGUCUGCUCACCUCUUACAAAUGGAGCCUUCAAGUGUACAUGUAGAUCUGGCUUCACUGGUCCUCUCUGCGAUGGAGCGGUAAGUCCUUGCUUUACGAACCCUUGUGUCCACGGAACCUGCACAAACAUCGGUAACAACUUCCAGUGUUCCUGCCUGACAGGAUUUGUAGGGAAGUUGUGCGAUCAUGUUGACCCCUGCAAAGUAUCCCCCUGCGCUCAUGGUGUAUGUACAUCUUUAACGAAUGGAACAUUCCAUUGCACCUGUAAUUCUGGAUUUACCAGUCAUCUAUGCGAUAAAUCACAGAAUCCCUGUACAACUAACCCUUGUGUUCAGGGAACGUGUUCAGCUUCAGGGAAUGCAGUCACUUGUUCUUGUUACCAAGGUUACGUCGGAACCUAUUGUGACAGACCCGAUCCCUGCAAAAUUUCUCCAUGCGACCACGGGGUAUGUAGCUCAUUGACAAAUGGGACGUUCUAUUGCACGUGCAACUCUGGGUUUACCGGGCUUCUGUGUGAUGCAGCUGCGAGUCCAUGUGCAACAAAUCCAUGUCAGCACGGCACGUGUACGAAUAAUGGUAACAGCUUCCGGUGCACGUGUCAGUCCGGAUUUAUAGGAAGCUUGUGCGAAAAGCGUGACCCCUGCUCAGCAUCUCCGUGCAUGCAUGGUGUAUGUUCGACACUUAUCAAUGGAACUAUCCAGUGUACGUGUAGUACUGGGUUUACUGGACUGCUCUGCGACAAAGCCACAAGCACCUGUACAACCAAUCCUUGUGUACACGGAACUUGCUCAGCUUCCGGGAAUUCGUAUCAAUGUACCUGCAUUAACGGAUUUGUAGGACCAAAUUGUGAUAAACCCGAUCCCUGUCAAUCCUCGUCAUGCGUGCACGGUGUUUGUACAACUCUGCCAAGCGGAGCAUUUCAAUGCACGUGUUCUUCUGGAUUUACAGGUCAAUUCUGUGACGCAGCUAUAAGUCCUUGUACAGCAAAUCCUUGCACUCACGGUACGUGUUCAGCCCGUAGAAAUCACAACUUCCGGUGCGCGUGUCUACCCGGGUAUAUUGGCAGACUUUGUGAUCUGCCUGAUCCAUGUUCGCACUCACCCUGUGUGAACGGCGUAUGCACUACCUUGUCAAAUGGUACUUUCACAUGCACGUGCAAAACUGGACAUACCGGGCUUCUUUGUGACAGAGGUGAUCCUUGUACAUUGCUACCAUGUACGCAUGGGCAGUGUUCUUCUGGACAGAGUGGUGGCUUCCAUUGCACAUGCGCAGUGGGAUACACAGGCGUUUUGUGCAACACUCCAAUAUCAUCUUGUGCAAGUAAUCAAUGUAUCCACGGAUCUUGUACCAACAAUGGGAAUGGAUAUACCUGCAAAUGUGACUCAGGCUAUGCCGGAACAAACUGUGACCGAGUUUUAACCUAUACAUGUCUCUUUGGAAACGACCUUCCGGUACCACAGGACGGAACGCUGGUCGCUGAUUGCGGUCCCCAUGAGACAUGUUACCUAGAACAAUAUAUUACCCCUUCUGGGUACGUCAGAAACAAGGUUGGCUGUAAAGACAAACGGUUUUGUGGUGCGUCAACUGUCUCGGCACCGAACAUGGGAAUAUGUAGUGAUUGUUGCUCCGGGGAUCUGUGCGCUGCAACGUUAUGCGGAAAUACAGGGUGGCCAAGCAACACAGGACCUAUUUGUUAUCAUUGUGACUAUAAUGUAGACAGACCUGAACUGUGUGAUACUUUUAGAGUCUGUGACAAGGACGAGUCUUGCGGUGUGAACCAGGUGUCUGGCGGGAAAUAUGAAGUGAAAUGUGUGAAACAAGCGACAUGCAGCCAGAUGUCAACCUCCAGCGCAUGCGCAUCUUGCUGUAACUCUCAAUUGUGUAAUUCAAAAUGCAAUGCACAAACACAAAAUACAGUCACCUCUCCAUGUUCAUCAAACCCGUGCCAUCAUGGCACGUGUUCAGCCAAUGGGAACACAUUCCAAUGUACCUGCAAUCAAGGAUUUGUUGGAAAAUUAUGUGACAGACGUGAUCCUUGUACAUUGUCACCAUGUACGCAUGGGCAGUGUUCUUCUGGACAAAGUGGUGGCUUCCAUUGCACAUGCGCAGUGGGAUACACAGGAGUUUUGUGCGAUACUCCAAUAUCAUCUUGUGCAAGCAAUCCAUGUGUCCACGGAUUUUGUACCAACAAUGGGAGCGGAUAUACAUGCAAAUGUGACUCAGGCUAUGCCGGAACUAACUGUGACCGAGUCAUCAAAGACUGUAAGGACAUCCAGGACAACAAUAUUGUGAGUGUUACAGGCGACAAUGUAUAUCUAGUUCACCUUAAUGGAAACCCAGUGAACGUGCUCUGUGACAUGAAUACGCUAGGAGGCGAUUGGACGGUAUUAAUGAAUCGUGAAAAUAACAAACAAAACUUUGAAGAUCAAGAUUAUUCGGCAUAUGCAUCUGGCUUUGGAGAUGUUCGUGAAAACUUCUGGACAGGUGGAAAAGGCAAAGGAGAAAUGCUGCAGUUAUGUAUGGUGGGAGCAAGUGACAAAUUAUGUACAUGGGAAGCAGUGAAAAAGACAGUUUCAGCUACAGAUGGUGUAACGAAGAGGAGAUGCUGCAUUAGUUGUUGCAAUGAAGAAGACAGUUCAGCUACAUAUGGUGGUAACAAUGAAGAGAUUGCAGUUACUUAUGUUACAACGAGAACUAGUGAAAAGAUAGUUCAGCUAAUAUGGGUGUAG